Molecule: messenger RNA, 507 nt
Organism: Lachancea sp. 'fantastica'
Lineage: Eukaryota; Fungi; Ascomycota; Saccharomycetes; Saccharomycetales; Saccharomycetaceae
Source: the annotation of a GenBank genome assembly
AUGAGCAAGCCAAUCAACGUUUAUAGCACGCCCGAUUUACGCCAAACGCUAGAUGAGGCUCUUCCUGCGGUGUUCCAAAGACUUGGAUUCACGCAAUCUUUCGGCCUGAUCGACACCAAGUUGAUUUUGGGCUAUUCUAUAGCAGUCGUGGCAGGUAUUUCGUUUCUUUUGGAUAAGAAACUCAAAUUUGAAGAAAGCCUGAUGUACCAAAAAAUACUGGUCGCAAGCUAUGCCAUUUUGUCCGGAGCGUUCUGGUGGUUUUGCAAAUAUGUGGAAAAGGGCAUCAAAUAUUCGGGUAUCUCUAAAGACCGUAAAGUCCUGGUGGAAACGAAAAUGGCCAAGUAUGAUGUCAAUUACCAGGUUGUGAUACGGGACAAUCAUAACCGAUCAGUCGAAAGUGUUUUGCUCGCAAACACUGUGUUCAAUGAAGCAGGAUAUUUGCAAUCGGACAAACUUUUCGCGUGGUUCGAGCAGCAACUUGAUUCGCUAGCCAAAAAAGCCAAAUAA